Molecule: messenger RNA, 1671 nt
Organism: Wickerhamiella sorbophila
Lineage: Eukaryota; Fungi; Ascomycota; Dipodascomycetes; Dipodascales; Trichomonascaceae
Product: Carboxypeptidase S
Exons: 1
Coding region: 1-1671 (556 amino acids)
Cellular component (GO): fungal-type vacuole lumen
Molecular function (GO): metallocarboxypeptidase activity
Source: RefSeq, a predicted model, not a curated record
AUGAGCAUUUCACUUGGACCCUCUGAGCACGGUCAGCCCAAGAAGCCUUGGGCUUGGGUGGCAGCAGCUGCUGUAUAUGGCUUACUGGAAUUGACGGUGGGCGGUCCUGUUGCGUUCUUGGCCAGCAAGGCUCCCGAAGCAGCAUUUCACCCAUCGAGCGCCGUGUGCCCACUGAGUGAGCCGCUUAUUCCUUCUGGCGGUUUCAGGGAUUCCAGCCAGUUUCUGGAAGAAGAUUAUGUGAAGCAGUCCGUUGAUUUCCUUGCUGGUGCUAUCAAAAUUCCAACCCAAUCGUUCGAUGAAAUGGCUAGCGACCCUCUCAAGGAUGAUCGCUUCAACAUAUUUGCAGACCUUCACCAAUAUCUAUUCGAUACAUUUCCACUAACUGCUGAAAAUGUUGAGAAAGUGAAUACUUACGGUCUCUUGUAUACAGUCAAGGGCAGUAGUAGUAGUCUUAAGCCUCUUAUUUUGAUGGCGCACCAAGACGUUGUACCAGUGAAUCCGGAAACAGUCGACCAGUGGGAACACCCACCAUUCUCUGGGUUCUAUGAUGGGGAAUGGAUGUACGGUAGAGGUACAAUUGAUACCAAGAACACUCUCAUAGGUAUUUUGGAGGCUACAGAGAGCCUCUUGGGCCAAGGGUGGCAGCCUGAGCGUACCAUUCUCAUCUCUUUUGGGUUUGAUGAGGAGGUUGAGGGCAAGCGUGGCGCUGGAAAGCUUUCUUCUCAUAUCGAACAACGAUAUGGUAAAAAUUCUAUCGAGGCUAUCGUCGACGAAGGCAGUGGCGUUACCGAAAGCUAUGGCGCUUUGUUCCCACUUGUUUCGACAGCUGAGAAAGGUCUUAUCGAUAUCAAAUACUCCGUCGAGGUUCAAGGUGGUCACUCGUCUAUGCCCCCAGAUCACACCGGAAUUGGAAUUCUUGCCGAUUUGAUCUUGAAGCUCGAGGCCGACCCGUUCAAGCCCUACCUCGAUUCAGAAAGUGUUACUGCUCAAACAUACUCUUGCUUUGCAACUGCGCCCGAAGCAGAUGAUGAAAUUCGUGAGAUUGUAGCUCACCUAGGGGACUCCAAAUACUUGCAGAAGCUGAUUGAUAUUUUGAAUGCCGACCGCGCCACACGUUUCUUUAUUCAAACUAGCCAAGCUGUUGACGUUAUCAGCGGAGGUGUCAAAAUUAACGCACUACCUGAGCACGCUUUCGUCAAAGUGGACCAUCGUGUUUCUGUCGAUGAGACCGUGCAGUCCGUGUGGGACAGGGGCCUACGACAUGCUAAGGGGAUUGCCCAAAAGUACGAUCUUGGGCUUGUAGAGAGUGGGAAAGUAGUUUUCGAUGGUAUGAUGGGCAAUCUCACCAUCGAUGUCUCUGAUUGGACAGAGACAGCACCAAAAUCACCGACCUCGGGCAAAUUCUGGGACAUACUCUCUGGUGUAAACAAGCACGUUUUCAACAGCGUGCUCAAGUACGAUCUACCUGUGAUAACUGCACCAUUGGUAAUGUUUGGAAACACUGACACAGCAAAUUAUUGGAAUCUUACUAGCAGCAUCUAUCGCUACACUCCACUGCAAGAGAGCGAUGGAGCGAAUGCCCACACCGUGAACGAGAAAAUCAGAUUCCGUGGACAUCUCGGUACGGUCAUUUGGUACUAUGAGUUUUUACAAUUCGCCUCAACUAGCUAG